Messenger RNA from Camellia sinensis, 713 nucleotides. The record is from RefSeq and is a predicted model, not a curated record. NCBI's taxonomy places the organism in Eukaryota, Viridiplantae, Streptophyta, Magnoliopsida, Ericales, Theaceae.
AUUACGUCAUUACCCCUAAUUCAUCUCCAAAAUUACAACGACGUCGUGUCAGUGGCAAAUUGUAUAAAAAGGACAAUUUGGAGAAUUAACAAGCACCCAGUUUUGAAAGCCGUGUUUUUACGCGGGGCGUCGUAACGCCGUCUCUCUCUCUCUCUCUCAAAUCUAUGUUUCACGAAACGAAACCCUAAAGAGCACAGAGCACACACACACAGACCGACUUGCGAAGAAUUCGAUCGACAGACAUGGCAAUGGCAGGCUUGUAUCGGCGUGUUUUACCAUCUCCUCCGGCCAUUGAUUUCGCUUCUUCUGAAGGAAAGCAACUCUUUUUAGAAGCCAUUCAAAGUGGUACAAUGGAAGGCUUUUUCAAGCUGAUCUCUUACUUUCAGACGCAAUCAGAGCCUGCCUAUUGUGGAUUAGCCAGCCUUUCCAUGGUCAUGAAUGCCCUUGCUAUUGAUCCGGGAAGAAAAUGGAAAGGGCCCUGGAGAUGGUUUGAUGAAUCUAUGUUGGAUUGUUGUGAGCCAUUGGAGAAGGUUAAAGCUACAGGCAUUUCAUUUGGAAAGCUUGUAUGUUUGGCUCACUGUUCUGGAGCAAGAGUUGAAGCUUUUCGCACAAAUCAAAGCACCAUUGAUGAUUUUCGUAAGUAUGUCAUGGCUUGUUCCAGUUCGGAUGAUUGUCAUGUGAUCUCAUCAUAUCAUAGAGGAAGCUUUCAGCAG